CUCAUAGCACCAUGGAAAGCAAAAAGCUCAAUGAUGGCUACUACCCAUUUGCUAAUAUUGCUACUUGGAGUGGUGGCUCUCGCCACUCCCUCUUUUGGUACCUACGAGUCUCCCAACUAUGGGAAGCCCCCUGCUCCUGUUCAUAAUCCUCCUAAGCUGAAACCGCCACCAUAUGAACAUAAACCUCCGGUUUAUGAACCACCAAAGAAGGAGAAGCCUGAACCUAAGCCACCAGUUUAUACACCUCCAAAGAAAGAGAAGCCUGAACCGAAACCACCAGUAUAUGAACCUCCAAAGAAGGAAAAGCCUGAGCCUAAACCACCGGUUUAUACACCACCAAAGAAAGAAAAGCAUGAACACAAGCCACCGGUGUAUGAACCACCAAAGAAGGAAAAACCUGAGCCUAAACCACCAGUUUAUGCACCUCCAAAGAAAGAAAAACCAGAACUCAAACCACCAGUUUAUAAGCCUCCAAAGAAGCCACCAGUGUAUGAGCCUAAGCCACCAAAGCCACCGGUUUAUGCACCACCAAAGAAAGAGAAGCCAGAACCUAAACCACCAGUAUAUGAGUCUCCCAAGAAGCCACCAUAUGGUCACUAUCCAGGACACCCUCCAUUGGAGAAGCCUCAAUAGAGAGAUUUCCUCGGCUAACCAUUCCCGACAACUGAGCUACUAUGGCUACAUAGAUAAAUUAUUAUCACUGCAAUAAGAGCUGCUGCCGGCUCAUGUUCUGUUUUCUUGUAUGUCAUGUAGUAUUGUUUUCUUUUACUAGCAAGAAUGCACAUGGCAGUAUCAUUGGAAUGAAUGCCUAUUCUGUAUCUUCUUGUUUCUCAAUGAGAAUAUCAUGGUUUCAACAUA
Molecule: messenger RNA, 858 nt
Organism: Gossypium raimondii (Peruvian cotton)
Lineage: Eukaryota; Viridiplantae; Streptophyta; Magnoliopsida; Malvales; Malvaceae
Product: repetitive proline-rich cell wall protein 1-like
Exons: 1
Coding region: 31-633 (200 amino acids)
Source: RefSeq, a predicted model, not a curated record